This is a messenger RNA of Pocillopora meandrina, 423 nucleotides long. Lineage: Eukaryota; Metazoa; Cnidaria; Anthozoa; Scleractinia; Pocilloporidae. The record is from the annotation of a GenBank genome assembly.
AUGGAUGAAUCAAGUGAUCAAGAAGAGCCUGAAUUUUGGGAAGAUGUCUUGAUGGAAGAUCUACUCUGUGAUGUUGAAAGUAGAGUCCCAUGUCCAGAGCCUUCUGGAAAGCAGACCAGAACCCAGAAGUUAACUGCAUUAGUACAGUGGCUUGUUUAUUUUAUUCUGAUGUGGCAGUCACUAUGUAAACUCAGUGACAAUGGGUUGGAAUGGCUUCUACAGUUUCUUUUCCAGUUUUUUAAAGUGCUUUCUGAUUUGUCUGGCUGUGAAUACCUUGAAGAGCUGUUAACUAUACUUCCCUCAUCACUGUACCUUCUUCGCAAGUUUGCAAGUUUUGACCGUGACAACUUUGGCAAAUAUGCUGUUUGCUCCAAGUGCAGUAAACUUUAUGACAUGAAAGACUGUACAGAAUUUGACCAUUGA